AUCGAACAAAAUACUUGAACUGCAUCGGAAAAACGAGAAGUUGUGUCACUUUUUUUUAUUCACACAAAAAUUAUAAAAAAGAAUUAAAAAUUUAUAUCGAUUAUUAUCUAAUAAAUUAAUUAAAUAAAUCAUAACUUCAUAAAAUCAAUAAAAAUUUGAUGCAGUUCGGUGUCAACAUUUGAAUCCGCAAACAACUCAAAUUGAACGUGAAAAAAGUUGAGAAAAAAGUUCACGGGCGGCGACUGAAAAAAAAAGACGAGACAAGAACAAAAAGAAAAAACCGAAAAAAAAUCGAAACCACACAUUUUGAUAGAUUUUUUUGCAAAUAUCUUAAAAUGGCAGCAAGUGACAAGGCCUUGGAUGAUUCCCUUUAUCCCAUUGCGGUUCUAAUUGAUGAAUUAAAAAACGAAGAUGUCCAGCUCCGUCUUAAUUCCAUCAAGAAACUUUCAACUAUUGCUCUCGCACUUGGAGAAGAACGUACUCGUUCUGAAUUGAUUCCGUUUUUGACUGAAACCAUUUACGAUGAAGAUGAAGUUUUACUCGCUCUGGCUGAUCAGUUGGGAAACUUUACAAACUUGGUUGGUGGCCCAGAAUACGCCAUGUACUUGAUUCCGCCACUAGAGAGUUUGGCAACUGUCGAAGAAACUGUUGUCCGUGAUAAAGCUGUCGAAUCACUGCGCACUGUUGCCGCCGAGCAUAGUGCAGCUGAUUUGGAAAUUCAUGUUGUUCCAACUUUGCAACGUUUAGUUUCUGGCGAUUGGUUUACUUCACGUACAUCGGCUUGCGGACUUUUCUCUGUUUGCUAUCCAAGAGUUUCGGCUCCAGUUAAAGCUGAAUUGCGUUUAAACUUCCGUAAAUUGUGUCAGGAUGAAACACCAAUGGUGCGUCGUGCUGCCGCCAAUAAAUUGGGUGAAUUCGCUAAGGUUGUUGAGAUUGAAUACUUAAAAUCGGAUCUUAUUCCAAAUUUUGUUCAAUUGGCUCAAGAUGAUCAGGAUUCAGUUCGUCUUCUCGCUGUUGAGGCUUGUGUGAGCAUUGCACAGUUGUUGCCACAAGAAGAUGUUGAGCAUUUGGUUUUGCCAACACUGCGUCAAUGUGCAAGUGACUCCUCAUGGCGUGUCCGCUACAUGGUUGCCGAGAAGUUUGUUGAUUUGCAAAAGGCUGUUGGUCCUGAAAUUACUCGUGUCGAUUUAGUUCCAGCUUUCCAAUGUUUAUUGAAAGAUGCUGAAGCUGAAGUUCGUGCUGCAGUUGCAACUAAAGUCAAGGAAUUCUGCUCGAAUUUGGAUAAGACAAAUCAAGUUCAAAUCAUUAUGUCAUCAAUUUUACCCUACGUCAAAGAAUUGGUAUCCGAUCCAAAUCCACAUGUUAAAUCUGCAUUAGCCUCAGUCAUUAUGGGUUUGAGCCCAAUGUUGGGUGCCUACAAUACAGUUGAGCAUUUGCUGCCAUUAUUCCUUGUCCAAUUAAAGGACGAAUGUCCAGAAGUGCGUUUAAAUAUUAUUUCAAAUUUGGAUUGUGUUAAUGAUGUUAUUGGAAUUCAACAAUUGUCUCAGUCCCUUUUACCAGCAAUUGUAGAACUAGCCGAAGAUUCGAAAUGGCGUGUACGUUUGGCAAUUAUUGAAUAUAUGCCCGCUCUCGCUGGUCAGUUAGGACAAGAAUUCUUUGACCAGAAACUACGUGGUUUGUGCAUGGGUUGGUUGAAUGAUCAUGUUUAUGCCAUUCGUGAAGCAGCCACUUUGAAUAUGAAGAAACUUGUCGAACAAUUUGGAGCUCAAUGGGCUGAACAAGCAAUUAUCCCAAUGAUAUUGGUUAUGUCAAGGAAUAAGAAUUAUUUGCACAGAAUGACUUGUCUCUUCUGUCUCAACGUUUUGGCUGAAGUUUGUGGCACUGAAAUCACAACCAAACUCUUACUACCCACAGUUCUCAUUUUGGCAACAGAUCCUGUUGCCAAUGUACGAUUCAAUGUUGCAAAAACUCUGCAAAAAAUUUCACCAUUUUUAGAAACCAGCGUCAUUGAGACACAAGUCAAACCUGCUUUGGAUAAAUUGAAUGCCGAUAGUGAUGUGGAUGUAAAGCAUUUUGCUUCAGAAGCUAUUGCUGGUAUAGCUGCAGAUUUGCAGCUUGAUGUAUUUAGGACUGAUCAUAUAAUAUUUGCUCCCAAACUUGAAGAAUUACCAAUGGAACAGGAUCAAUUUAUUCCACAAGAUGAUGUUGGAAUUGAAAUAUUUAAUAUUUCAUCGUAAUUACAUUUUAAUUUCCUUUUUUCUUUUAAUUAUUAUUACAAUUAUUUUUUUUAAUUUUUAAUCUUCGCAAGCGAAAUAAAUAAAUUUUGAAGGAAAUAUAAAACAAAAAUUAAAAAUAAAAACAAAAUUAAAUCAUUCGACAGCGUCGUUAUUAACGCGGUGUUGCCACAGCUAAGAUUAUUAAUAUUUUUAUUAAAAAAGAAGAAAAUAAAGUUAAGACCUAGAUUGUCAGAAAUACAAACAAAAACAAAA
Messenger RNA from Episyrphus balteatus (marmalade hoverfly), 2489 nucleotides. It is a transcript of the gene Pp2A-29B, whose product is annotated as serine/threonine-protein phosphatase PP2A 65 kDa regulatory subunit. Gene Ontology annotation, biological process: protein dephosphorylation. Gene Ontology annotation, molecular function: protein phosphatase regulator activity; protein binding. NCBI's taxonomy places the organism in Eukaryota, Metazoa, Arthropoda, Insecta, Diptera, Syrphidae. Gene Ontology annotation, cellular component: protein phosphatase type 2A complex; cytoplasm. The record is from RefSeq and is a predicted model, not a curated record. Bases 336 to 2237 code for a protein of 633 amino acids. The transcript has 10 exons.